CUGCCUCCGGGCCGCGCGUUUACCGGCGUCCCGCCCCGCAGGCGUCUUCCACGUCGGUGGACGUGAGCCCCUCCCGGCGCUUACCGGCGGUGUGGCCGUAGGCUUCUGCCCCGCCCAGUUGUCACAGCGGAAAUGUCUGAAAAGGAGAACAACUUCCCGCCGCUGCCCAAGUUUAUCCCCCUGAAGCCCUGUUUCUACCAGAACAUCUCCGACGAGAUCCCCAUCGAGCACCAGCUUCUGGUGAAGAGAAUCUACCGGCUGUGGCUGUUCUACUGUGCCACCCUGGGGGUCAACCUUAUCGCCUGCCUGGCCUGGUGGAUCGGUGGUGGCUCGGGGGCCAACGUUGGCCUGGCCUUGGUCUGGCUGCUGCUCUUCUCCCCCUGUGGCUACGUGUGCUGGUUCCGGCCUGUGUACAAGGCCUUCCGAGCCGACAGCUCCUUCAACUUCAUGGCGUUCUUCUUCGUCUUUGCAGCCCAGUUUGUCUUGACAGUCAUCCAGGCGAUCGGCUUCACGGGAUGGGGUGCAUGUGGUUGGCUGGCGGCAAUCGGGUUUUUCCAGACCAGGGUUGGAGCUGCUGUGGUCAUGCUGCUUCCAGCCAUCAUGUUCUCCAUGUCAGCUGCCAUGAUGGCCAUCGCGAUCAUAAAGGUGCACAGGAUCUAUCGGGGGGCUGGCGGAAGCUUCCAGAAGGCGCAGACCGAGUGGAACACGGGCGCGUGGCGGAACCCACCGUCCCGAGAGGCUCAGUACAACAACUUCUCGGGAAAUACCCUGCCCGAGUACCCUACUGUGCCCAGCUACCCGGUAGCCGGCAGCCAGUGGCCAUAGAGGGGCUGGUUAGCCCCGCUGCCCGCCCCCCUCCCCUCCCCCGGCCAGGGCGGCGGAGCCUGCGAGCACUCGGGGACCCGCACUUGUGUUCGUCUUGUCUUUGGCAGUGAGGUCCUCGCAAGCGCCACCCAGAAACCGUCCAGCCUGUGCUGCCCAGCAGGACGGCUCCCAUGCUGCAUAGCAUACCCCUCCUCUGGAGGUCUCGGGCCGCCCUCAGGCCUCCCCGGGGAGAAGGGGCAGCAGGCCGGCCACCUGCCUUCCAGAGCUGAUGGCACGGAGAGGGACUCUGCCAGGCGUCACCCUCAGCCCUUCUCCUCCCCUCCUUCCUGUCCCCGUGGGCGACGGAGGGGCUUGGCUGGGUCCUCCGUGUUCUUGUCCUUUGUGUCCCUGUCCACCUGCAGCCAGAGGGCUCUUGUGGACGGCCCUGCGGGGUCGGCCAGAGGCCGAUGAGCCGCCUGGGCACCAUGAUCUGAGCCCCUGUGCAUCUGUCCGUCUGCCCGCUGGGCUCUGUGUGGGGCCAUUGGCCUUCCUGCCCACAAUGGCUCUCUCCGUGGGAGCGUCGAGGGGACCCCUGUCGAGAUCUGAAGGCUGGGGCGGAACCCCUUUGUGGGGGACGGGGGCCGUGGGGAUCUGAAGGCUGGGGCGGGACCCCUUUGGGAUCUCCCCUCUGCAGAUGCAGGGAAAGCCUCAGGAGCGGGCAGAGUGGGUGGGCCGGCCACUCGGAGCCCGCGGCCACGCAGCCCUCGCUCGAGCUGCAGGAAGCAGGAGACUGGGUUUCUUGAGAGUGGCCUUCUAGAAGUUAAGAUGUGACAAACCUGUGCCUUAGUGAGCAAUCUAAACGACACGUCACCUCCCUCCGGCUCUCGUAGCUCCUUCUGAGACGAAGGACUGGAAUGUUCCGCGGGGAUCUCGGCAGCACGCCUGUGAGCUGACCGGCCAGAAGAGCCCUCGUCAUUUCCUUGCCCAUGCUGGCCAGGCGCCCCAGGCGCCCCGAAUGCUGCCUCUCGGCUCCCGGCUGGCUGUCUCGGGGUAGGACAGGGACCCUCUGCGUCAUACACUGCUGCACGGGACACCGGUCUCUCCAGAAGCCCCGACCAGGCAGCCCUGUUCUUUGCUCACACCCACGCUUGCUUGCUUUGGCUGCUCAUGCUGGGCGCCGUGUGGUGUCCAAAGGUGGCCGUGGUUCCUGAGGACGCGCCCGGGCCUGGGUCCUCUCAGGUCUCAAGCUGUGGGUCUCCCGGGUGUCCCUGAACACCCCCUAGCCAGCCUCUGCGACCGAGAGGCGUGCGCUGCACUGACCGUGGGGCCGAGUCCCCUGCUGCACACAGGACUGAGCAGGUGU
This is a messenger RNA of Mirounga angustirostris (Northern elephant seal), 2167 nucleotides long. RefSeq names its product secretory carrier membrane protein 4 (gene SCAMP4). Gene Ontology annotation, biological process: protein transport. NCBI's taxonomy places the organism in Eukaryota, Metazoa, Chordata, Mammalia, Carnivora, Phocidae. The coding region runs from base 133 to 825 and encodes 230 amino acids. Gene Ontology annotation, cellular component: recycling endosome membrane; trans-Golgi network membrane. The transcript has 7 exons. The record is from RefSeq and is a predicted model, not a curated record.